Molecule: messenger RNA, 4322 nt
Organism: Gilbertella persicaria
Lineage: Eukaryota; Fungi; Mucoromycota; Mucoromycetes; Mucorales; Choanephoraceae
Exons: 11
Coding region: 81-4163 (1360 amino acids)
Biological process (GO): negative regulation of transcription by RNA polymerase II
Cellular component (GO): Sin3-type complex; chromatin
Molecular function (GO): transcription corepressor activity
Source: RefSeq, a predicted model, not a curated record
GAACUUCUUUUUUACCAUCUUGCGUAAUUUUUUUAUUAUUAGGAAAAAAAAAAGAAAGUGAGAAAGUGAGAGAAAGAGUCAUGUCUUCACCUAUCCAGCCUCCACCACCCAAUAUGCGGUCACCUUCUGUAGGCUCACAACAGCCUCCUGUUUCAGCCCCGUCGCCCUAUGCUCAUCAUCUUCCACCACCCAAUUUAUCUAGUAGUCAACCUAACGCGAACGGUCCUCUACCUCCACCACCAAGAGUAACAGAAUUGCCUCCUCUGUUAUCUUCUUCACAGAGCCCUCGUAGCUCCUCACCCUCGUUUACUUCUCAUCAUACACUACCACCAGCCAGUUCUUUAUCUAGCGACCAUACACUCCCACCUAUUCCUCCACCACGUACUUCAACACCACCUUAUAAUGAACGAAGGCCUAGUAUUGUACGUGCACCUCCACCUAUUCAAGCACCACCACCACCGCCACCACUACCACCACAAACUCAACAGCAGUCACCAGCACCUGCUUCUCAUCCUCCUCCUCCCCCACCUGCCUCUGCGUCACCUUCUUCUCAACAAGGCAAUGCUGGCUAUCGACCACUGAAUGUGAGAGACGCCUUAACGUAUCUAGACCAAGUCAAAGUAAGGUUUUCUGACCAACCUGAUGUCUAUAAUCGAUUUCUAGAUAUCAUGAAAGACUUCAAAAGUCAAGCGAUUGAUACACCAGGCGUCAUUGAACGCGUAUCUACUUUAUUUAAAGGUCAUCCUACACUCAUUUCGGGAUUUAACACGUUCCUUCCGCCCGGUUAUCGUAUUGAAUGUUCUACAGAUCCUCGUGAGCCUGACUUGAUUACUGUUACAACACCAAGUGGUGUCACCACCACCACAGGUGGCUCAAAUCGCAUGUAUGCCAUGGACCCCGAAAACUCUAGUAGCAUGCACGGCCAUCCCUCUAUACAUCACCCACCUCCACAACCCUAUUACUCAUAUAGCCACAUGCAUCAUGCACCACCGAUGCAAGUCGCGUCUGCUGGUCACCCAAUCCAUUCCAUGCCACCUCAACAACCUAUGAUGAGUCAACCCAUGUAUCAUCCACCACCACCGCCAUCAUCAUCUUCUGUGCCUCCCUCUGGCAUGAAUCGUUCUCAACCUCUUCCUCUUCCUCCUCCUCCUCCACCACCACAAGCACCUCUUCAUCAUAGUCCUACACAAUCUAAUGGUGAAAAACGUUCACCUGUUGAAUUCAAUCAUGCGAUUAAUUAUGUGAACAAAAUCAAAAAUCGUUUUGCCAAUGAACCAGAUAUCUAUAAACAGUUCUUGGAAAUCCUUCAAACGUAUCAAAAAGAUCAAAAGCCUAUUCAAGAGGUGUAUGCCCAUGUUCAAUAUUUGUUUAAUGGUGCACCUGAUCUAUUGGAUGAAUUUAAGCAAUUUUUGCCUGAUAUUACUGGUCAACCGGCAAGUGCUUUAUUUGAUACAAUCUCACCCACGUAUUAUAGUGGAUCUAAGCGUAGUGCGAUGGGCACACCACCACCACAUGCUAUGCUUCCACCUGGUAAAAAGAAGCGCACAAAUGCUACCACAACCAAGAAAACCAAGUUGUAUCAAAAAGAAAACGGCGAUGUACCCAGUAGUUUGCGUGAUCCAUACAGCUAUCCUAGUUCGCCUUUUGAUCCUGUACGCCCUUCUGUCUCUGCUGAAGAAAUUGAGCUGUUUGACCGUAUUCGCAAACACAUUGGCAACAAGCCUUCUUAUGAAGAAUUCUUAAAGACAUUGAAUCUAUACACACAGCAAAUCUUUGACCUCAAGACACUUGUGGAACAAGUUGCUAUUUUCAUCGGCAGCAACAAGGAACUGUUUGAAUGGUUCAAGAGCAUUGUUGGAUACGAACCCAAAGACCAUCCUAUCGAAAAACCUGUACCCACUAUACCCAAACCCGACCUUGCUCACUGCAAAGCCACGGUCGAUUCGCCUAGUUAUCGUGUUGUGCCUAAGAAUUGGCAAUCACAGCCAUGUUCUGGUCGAGACCAAAUUGCUUGGGAAGUACUGAACGAUGAGUAUGUGUCCCAUCCUAUCUGGGCCAGUGAGGACGAUGGUUUUGUUGCUUCCAGAAAGAGUCAGUACGAAGAAGGCAUGCAUCGCUGUGAAGAAGAGCGCUAUGACUACAACAUGAACAUUGAUGCCAACCUGAACGUGAUUGCUUUGCUUGAGCCUAUUGCGCAUCGUAUUGAGAACAUGACAUUGGAAGAAAAGGCCAAUUUCAGAUUACGCCCUGGACUCGGUGGUCAAUCUGUCUCUAUCUAUGAGCGCAUCAUCAAAAAGAUCUAUGAUAAAGAACGCGGUGCAGAAAUCAUUGAGUUGCUCUAUUCUAACCCUGCACAGGUGGUGCCUAUCUUGUUAAAGAGACUGAAGCAAAAGGACGAAGAAUGGAAACGCGCUCAACGUGAAUGGAACAAGAUUUGGCGUGAAAUGGACGCUAAAAACUUUUACCGCGCAUUAGACUAUCAAGGCAUCACGUUCAAGAGCAAUGAUCGUAAGGCCAUGGCACCCAAGGGCCUUGUGAGUGAAAUUGAACUCUUGCAUCAUGAAAAGAAGCUCAAGCGAAACGAUGUCAAGGCAACUCAUAGCAGAGAAAGCUAUCAGUUCAAAUUUCCCUUUGAGGAACCUGAAGUCUUUAAGGAUGUCACGCGUGUUAUUUAUUCGUUCAUUGAUCGUCAAUCAGGCUACACUGGCAGUGAUCGUGAAAAGAUCCGUACGUUUGUUCAGACGUUUAUUCCUCUUUGUUUCCAAGUGGAGAAUGUAGUGCCUGAAGGAAUGCAGUAUGCAAGUGAGGCUGAAAAUGAAGAAUUGGCUGAAGAGGAUGACGAUAAUCACUCAACAAACACAGAAGAAUCCGAAUCUGAUCUGGGUCAAUCACCCGAUAAGCGUACCAUGUCACCCUCACGUCGUAGAAUGGGUAGAAGUUCUCGCCAUCAUCAUGAAGAUGAGCAUACGAUGGAUUUAUUGCGUGAUGUGUUGACAAAGAAUCAAAAUGCUUUAGAUGAAAUCAACCAAUCUGAAGAACAUGUAGCUCCUUCUCAUGAAGAGCAACAAAGCGAUGCUGUUCUCAACACAGAAGACCAAGAGCCAUCCAAGCCAGAAGAGUCUACAAGAUCCAACCCACAAGAAGAACCUGCAGGAGAUAAAUUGUUUGCUGCUGCAGCAACUGCUGUUGCACCAGGCGUAAAGAAGAGAAUCUUGUAUAGCUUUUUCUGUAACACAACAUUUUAUUGUUUCUUUAGACUUUAUGAGAUGUUGUAUCAUAGACUCAAUAAGCUUCGAACGUUGGAUGCGGAGAUGCAAGCGAAUCCACAUAUGGGCAAGCGUGUCAAUAAGGUUGCCCGUGAUCUUGGCUUGUACAACAAUCGUUUUGAAGAAAUCGAUUUGAGUAAAGGCUAUUACCAUGCUGUCUUGGAAUUGAUUGAUCGUUUCUUUGAUGGUGACAUUGAUCAACAAGUGUUUGAAGAACACACACGUUAUGUGUUUGUCACAGAUGCUUAUCUCAUCUUUACAAUUGAUAAGCUUGUGCAUUCCAUGGUGAAGCAGAUUCAAGCCAUCACUGUUGAUCCCAAGUCAGUUGAACUGAUUCGUCUUUUCCGCAGUGAUAAAGGACUCGAAUCCAUGUCACCUAGGACCUUAUCUGUCUAUCGCUUAAAGGCUGAAGAUAUCAUAGGAUCUGAUGAAAAUCUAUACAAAAUCAACUUUGAUAACCAGGCUAGAAACAUGACUAUUCAACUUAUUGGCAAAGACGAUUAUAUGCUGGAGCCUACAGCAGAAGAUAGAUAUGAAGACUACGUAGCCAGUUAUAUGGAUUGGGUAAACACGACAGAAGGCAUUGAUGCGUCUAGUAUGAAGCCUACAUUCCUUACUCGUAACUUGAGACCUCAAGACGAACAUUUGAACAAGAUUUUUGUUCGUUCAAGACUUCAAUACAAGAUUGAUCAAGACACAUAUCAUAUGUACUACAUUGUAGGUUCAGAAGAUGUGUUUGUUCGCCCUAGUUCAAAUAACACCAAUCCCUCUAAUCCAAAAUGGCAAGAAUGGGUAGAAUCUUCGACCACAGGCUGGUCAAAGAAUCUAGACGAAAAGACAAAGCAAACCAUGGAAGAAGAAGCAAGAAAUCUAUUAUUAGGCAAAAGCAGCUCAUAACUUCUUUUAUUACAUAAUGUACAAAGGUUCCUUUUUUUUUUUUUUAAUACUUUCUUCUUACAUUUUAUUUACACAUACACUUCACAUUACAUAUUUAACGCAUUAUUAUUAUUUGCACUUUUGUUUAAAGAUAAAUGGUUGACUACUCUUAUUUUAGAA